AACAACUUGAAUGCUUGUCUUUUUUUUACUUUGCUUUCUUCUUUCUUUAGCUUCUUCUGUCCAAAGAUCUCUCUCUCUAUUUAUGUGACAGUCACUUCACCAACAUCAUGGAUGUUCUGCUCAUUCUAUUCUUGGGUUUGGUUGGUCAGUUGUUAGCGUUAAACAGGAAGCUGUAAGGACAUAAACUGCAGUAUGGGUGGAAAUAGCAUUAGAGUUUUGGUUGGAGUUGUUGUGUAUCUAGUUAUUAUUGUGUUUCUUCUUGUCGGUAUCUUAGCAAACUCUGCAUCAACUGUUUCAUCAACAGAAACUGUCAAGACUGUGCGGUUUAGUGGUAAGGAUGUGAAUCUGUUUCAUGUGAGCAAGCGAAAAGUUCCAAAUGGACCUGAUCCUAUCCACAACAGGAAAGCAGAAACUUCAAGACGGCCACCACUAGUAUGAUAUAGCUCCGGACGUACAUGGUACUUGGUGAUUUACCUGACCUCUGAAAUGCGUUUCCAUGUCAAGAGGAUACAUUUUACUAAGUGGGCAAUCUAUACUUUCAGAUUCAGAUAUAUUCUAUGAACUCGUAGCUUGUGAAGCCUUGCUCUGUUUUUGCAAAGGUGAAGUCUCUUCUUGCUUUGUAGUUGGAAGGUGACGUUUUAGCUCUCUUUAACUUUUUAGGAACAUCUUCGGUGAAGGUGGGAAGCUUGAGGCAGAUACAAUAGACUUUUAAGGCUUUAUAGGGUUUUAUAAUUACAUUCGUAUUAAUUAUAGGCUUAUGUCUUCAUCAAACUCUCAUGUGUGUUAAAAAAAACUCAUGUGUGUUAAAAAAACUCAUGUGUUUCCUCAUUUUCCCCUUAAACUACUGUUCUUAUAUAUUAUCUAUGCCUCAUAAUAUAUCUAACCAGUACAUGAUUUUGCUUCUUAUUAAAAGGCUUGUCCUUGGACAACUUUAGAAUCACAUCUUUGGGUUCUUCUAAACUGUGGGAAUCUGACAACGUGAAAACAAAAGGAGUAUAGAUGCAAAACUUCUCUUUCUCUCUCCUUUCGCUUUCUUACCUUCUUUAGUUUCUUUUUUUUCUCAAUUGGAUUUUGACUGUAUCGAGAAGCAUACGCUAAAGUAAUAUUCUUCAAGAGAAAAACUCUCUUUAUCCUGUCUGCAUGGGACACAGAUUCCAGUUUUGCCUUUCCUUUUGUUCUUAAAAAGAAAACAUAAGUGAAGGUUUGUUUUGUCACUCGUCCAUGACCAGAAACAUAAGUUCAAAGACACAAGGGAAGACUCUUAGCAAUUACACUUCUGUUUUUACACACAUAUAUAGUCCACAAAUUUAGAACCUUAUGCAACUAUGCAUCUUUCUAACUUGGUAGUAGGAAGUAGUACAAGAUGAUAUACACAAAUUAUAAUACCUCUAAGAUCAUACAGUCCUGAACAUCCUUAGCAUUACAGGUUUUCCCGUAAGGGUUUACGUCACACAGUCUUCUUCUCUUUUGUAUCGAAAAUCGAAGGGAAGUUCAUAAGACAUAUGGCGAAGGAAAGUGGUUGUGGUCAUUCCAUGACCACAACUUGCCUUGCUUCUUUUACUGAACCCAAAGCAUUCACUAAAGCAAAUAAGUCUCGAGAAGGGCUUGAACUGUGUUGCUGAGCUUGCAUUCUACAGGGUGCAAGCUGACAAACACAAACGUUCUUGUAUGAAAUGGAUGAUCUAAUCUUAUUCACAUUUUUUCAGAACAUUCCAUAUAUAAGCCUUUAUGUUUGUUUUCAUUUUUAAAAGGAGGGAGUGUCAAGUUUGAAAAUUAAAUUAGAGGAUCAUGAAUGACUGGUGUAAAUGAUGGUUUAUUUACCCAUUUUGAAACUACUCCAUAUGUUUAGUUUUUAUUAUAACUAGUGGUAUUCCGGUGCUACGCGCCGGGUUCGUAUGAUGUAUUUUUACAUUAAUUUAUAAUUUAUUAUAUGGUCUUCAUAAAUAAAACAUUCUAAAAAUAUGAAAAUGAAAACUGAUGUUUUCUUAUCUUUUGGAUAGUAGUUAACGACGAUAAUGUAUUAAUUUGUUCGAAGUUUUUUAAUUCAAAGUAAAAUAGCAUAAAUGGUUAUUACUAAUCAAUUUAAUAAAAGUAGGAUAAAAAGUCUAUAGGCAUAACAAAGUUAAUUUAGUUGGAAUUUAAACAUAAAGCAAAAUUGUUAUUUUAUUUAGAGAAAAUACUUAUAUUUCAUAACUUAUUAAUUAUGAACUAUAAAACUUGUACUAAUAUAUUUAGUUUAAAAAAUAGGAAAAUAGAAUAAGUGUCAAAUUUUAUAAAUUUAUAAUAAAUAAAUGUGAAGUGUCAAUUUUUGGUAAAAUAAUUGGUGAGUAUCUAACUUGCACCCAUCUCAAAUAAUUGGUGAGUAUUAUAUUAUCAUACUUUGUAAUGUUUGUUAGAGGGUUGUCCUCAUGUUUGUGUGUGGCACUUUCUACGUAUGAUCAGCUUGAAGUUGUGGUAUUUUUAAAGGUUGGUUUUCUAAAUUGAGUGCCUCUAUGUAUUUGCUUUAAUUGAAUGUAGAAAAGUUUCUGAGCCAAGUUCUCUGAUUUAGUUGAGAGCAUGAGUUGAUAAACGUUGAUGUUCACGGGUUUUCAAGAUGUUGCAAUCCAAUCCGUGGAAUUGUGCAUAUUAAAGUUUUUCAUCAAUCUAUUCAUGGUUAGUUAGUUUCAUACACAUGUUCCUUUGAUGAAAAACUUUUAAUGCAUUUGGAUAGGGCGGGAACAACAACCUAGGUGACGAUAUGCCAGGAGCUACAUGUGUGUCCUGCAUCAGCUCUUAAAUAGAGCCCACAAACUUAUCAUGCCACCAGAAGUGUGACGUUCACUUACUGAAACAACAUGAGAUGAGGAACACAUAGGGGUUGGAUCUCAGCAAGGGAGCCACAUGUUUCAACAACGGAGUGGGCGAUUAAGAAGGCACCCAAGGCAUAGAUGCUGACGAUAGCCAAAAGAAGACUCCUCUACUUUCUCACAAGCUUUGUUUUCGUUUAGUUUUUUGUUUCUCAUUUAGUUCUAGACAAAAUGAAUGGUUUUAAUUUCACGUUUUCUAUUUUCUUAAUCAAUAAAAGCACAUUUUAUCCUA
This is a messenger RNA of Raphanus sativus (radish), 3078 nucleotides long. RefSeq names its product CLAVATA3/ESR (CLE)-related protein 25. The transcript has 3 exons. The record is from RefSeq and is a predicted model, not a curated record. Lineage: Eukaryota; Viridiplantae; Streptophyta; Magnoliopsida; Brassicales; Brassicaceae. The coding region runs from base 193 to 438 and encodes 81 amino acids.